Molecule: messenger RNA, 4371 nt
Organism: Colius striatus (speckled mousebird)
Lineage: Eukaryota; Metazoa; Chordata; Aves; Coliiformes; Coliidae
Product: coiled-coil domain-containing protein 170
Exons: 16
Coding region: 29-3043 (1004 amino acids)
Source: RefSeq, a predicted model, not a curated record
GCUCGCCGGCUCCUGGGGGUGGAGCAAGAUGGCGGCGGUAACGGCUCUACCGAUCUCCCUCUCGGGCAGGUUUAAGGGGUCCUUUGCGUAUUAUACAAUCAAAGACAGACUGCCCCAGAUCCUCACAAGAGCUAUUGAUACUCUGCAUCGACAUAAAAAUGAAUUUUUUGAAGAACAUGGUGAGAAAGGUGUUGAAGCAGAGAAGAGAGCUAUAUCUUUCCUCUCCAAGCUGCGGAAUGAACUGCAGACAGACAAAGCAAUGACCCCUUUAGAAGACGAGCUGCCCGAUGCUGUGCUGUGGAACCAGCACCUAGACUACCAACGAAAUUUGUCAAACGGAAAUGGAGAACCGAGUUGGUUUCAGUCCCCGUGGUUAUUUGUAGAGUGUUACAUGUAUCGAAGAAUUCACGCAGCGUUAGCACAGAAUCCGCCUAUUGACAACUUCGAUGUAUUUAAGGAAGGAAAGGCUCAAAAUUUCUUUGAAUCCCAAGAGGCUGUUAUUGCCUUAUGCACUUACUUUCAGGAACUUCUUAAAAACAUCAAGGAUCUAGAUGAAAAGCAACUUCAGGAGGAACUUUUUAAGCUAUUGCAGGUGUCGUUGUGGGGCAACAAAUGUGACCUUUCUUUUUCAGCUGGUGAAGAGAUGUCUCAGAAAGCUAGUCCUUUACAAUCCCUGGAAAACAUGAUACCUUACAUUAUAGUAAAUGAUAUGGAAAAACUUUGGUCACUACUUCUAAACACGAAAAAGAGAAAUACAGAAAAAAGCAAUGUUAGAGUUGACAUAAUCCUGGAUAAUGCUGGAUUUGAACUUGAAUCUCAUGAUCAGGGUCUUUUGGACAUGUCUGUCACUAGAGAGCAGAUGAAUCACUAUCGCGCUGCAGCUGAAACUGCUCAAAGUGAACUUGCAGCACUUUCAGUGAAGUAUGAUUGUGCUCAGUCAGAGCUUCUUGAACUCAGGUCCAGAGUGGUCGCUAAAGAAGCCUCUUUUCAAGAGCUGAAGGCUGAAGCUGAAAGCUACAAGGAAAACAAUGCUAGACAGAUGUCUCGCCUCCUGUCUUUGCAGACCCGAAUUCAGGAGAUGGAGGAAGAGGCAUGUGUGCUUGCCACUUCUAAAAGUCAGACUGAGCUCACAGCUCAGGUGGCAUUCAAGGAAAACCAGGAGUUGAAGGAAGAGCUUCAGGAGCAAAAUGCCAAACUUAAUAAAUAUUUGAAUGAGUGUGAAGAAAGCAUGACUCAAACUUCUAGAAUCAACAGAAAAUAUGAAGAAUUCCUUACACAACUUUCUGGAUUCUUAGACACAGACAUCAGAGAAAAGGAGAAACCACAGGAACAUUUGAUGUUAAAGGUCUCUGAAAUAUGUAAAGAAAAUCUGGCCCUAAAAGACCAAGUUGCUGUUCUUCAAGAAGCUAUCAAUGUGCAUGAGAUGGAGUCCAAGGCUAGUAGAGAAACUAUCAUGAGGCUUGUCUCAGAAGUGACCAAGGAGCAGAAAAAGACAGCAGGAUGCUAUCAAGACAUGGAAAAACUUAGUAAGGAUUUCUGUGAACUCCCUCCCUUGACCAGUUGCCUUUCUUUAUGCCCUGGGAGGAGGCAGCUAUCUAGUGAUCAAUUCAACAGAUUGUGGAUUCUGAAAUUUUUGAUGAAGAAAAUGAAUGCCAGUUGGUUAUGUUUUAAGGAUCUUGACAGUGCUAAAAUAGGGAGACAGAGUUUGGAGAUUGAGAUCAGAAACCUCCAAGAUAAACUGACUGAUAACCAGAAAGCUUUGGAUGCUUCAAAGCAGGAACUGCACAAUCUGAAGAAAUCUUCCAGUGAACUGGAUGGAAGUUUGAAAAGCAGCAGAGAGGAGACCAGGACUGCUCAGAGCUCUUUAGUGGCUUUUAAAGAACAAAUUGCUACCCUGCUCAGUGGUGGAUCUGCAAUAGUCAAACCUUCUGAGAAGGCCAUUUUGGAGAGGAUCCAAGAAAUAAAUUGCAAGGAGGAGAGUGAAGAAAUAAUAUCUCGGCUCAAGACCCAAAUAUCUAAACUGACUGAAGCUUUGGAAAAUCAGACCAGAUUGUAUGAAGCAGCUCUGGAGAGGGGCAGAAAAGCUGAAAAAUGUUCUGAAACUUUCCAGGAUCAGCUGAAACACUUGGAAGAGGAAUUAUUGUCUCUAGAUCUGAUGAAGGAUGGAUUGAAGCUUGAGAAACAAAAAUACAUGAAAUUUCUGGAGCAACUUAAUGAGAAGAUGAAGCUGGAUAACCUAGCAGCAGAAGUUGGAUUUGAUAUGAACGUGAAUGCAAUUCUAGCCCGAGUAGAGCAGUUAGUGAAACUUGAAGGUGAUGCAGUGAUUGAAAACAAGACUAUGGCAUAUAGCCUAAGAAGGAAGUUGAAGACUCAGAAAGAAAAACUUGAAAGCAAAGAGCUGCACAUGAACCUUCUGCGGCAGAAAAUAACCCAGCUGGAAGAAGAGAAGCAAGUAAGGAGUGCCUUAGCUAUGGAGAGGGAUGAGGCCAAUCUCACUGUCAGAAAGUUACAUAAGAUGAUAGAGAGGUUACAAAAGCAGCUUGAUCUGGCAAGGGAAAUGAAUACCGAUCUCAAAGCCAAGCUGUCUGAAACCAAUGAACUUAAGAUCAAAACUUUGGAGCAGAACAGAACAAUAGAGGAACUGAAUAAGUCUCAAGGCAAAUUGGAAAGAAUGAAAGAAAAGGCUGAGAAACAACUUAGCUCUGUCAAAUCAGAACUUCUUUUAAAGGAGCGUAAAGCUACUGAUGAUAAAGAAAAAACCAAAAAUAUGUUAGAAGCAGUUACCAGUGAGUUGAAGAUGCUUAAAACAACCCUUGCAGAAUUAGCAAAAAGAGAGAGACAGCUGGCAGAUUUCCGAGAGGUGGUCUCACGGAUGCUGGGCCUCAAUAUUGCCAGCCUGGCUCUUCCUGACUAUGAAAUCAUUACACGUCUUGAAGGGUUGAUUCACACUCAUCAGCACCACUGUUUCCCCUGUGUCUGCCUCAAAGACAUGGCAAGGGCACCAGAAGAACAUUCACAAAGAAACAUACAGCUUCUUCACUGAAACACAUGUUUUGUAAGGAGAUAGAGCAAAGUAAAAUUUUCUGCUGUGCUUCAUUAUCUACUAGACAUGCAUAGAAAACAGAUGUUUAUUUCUGUUCCCUACUUUACAGAUACCAGCUUGGGCUGAUUUUUAGUGUUUCAGUAGGGAGACUGAGCCAAAUGGGUAAAGCCAGAGGCCUAGAGACAGCAAACAGAAAAUCCCUGGGCAGCAUCAUGCUUCAGUUAUUAAUUAUAGGCAAUUAUGUGAACAAUGUAUAGCCCUCCACUUUCAUUGCAGAGAUGCUGAAGGCAAGGGCCAACAAAAGUCAAUUCAGUUUUGGGAUGUACUUCCUAAUGAAUCUCAGCUUCAGUGACAUUCCUUGUGCUUUACCUGUGGGUGAGAGGGAUGAACUAAAGUGAGGGUUGUCUCGCUGUUCCUCUUGCAAAAUGGGACCUCUCUCUGCAUUUUUAUACUGAAGAACUUCUAGACAGAAGACUGUCACGAUUUUGGAACAAGGGAAUUUUUUAAAAAAUUCUGUUGUUUUCCUUAGUUUGUUCUUGUGCCAAAACAAAAUGUUAUACUUUUUCAGCAAAGGCUCAUUCACAAGGUCCAGUUACGUGCUUGAUGUAGAUGUAUUUGGUAAAACUGCAUAUUGCCCAUGUCACGAUGCCUUGAAAAUUUUUCUUCUAGCUGCUGUAUUAGUUGGGCAAUAAGUGGGAGUUCUUCUGAGUUAGUAAAAAGUUAUUUUAAAAUCCUUAUCUGCUACAGAAUAUAAUUGAAUUACUAAAGUCUUUGUUUUCUGAAAAGCAAUGAUGAGGUGUCCAGAGCUACCUAUUAAUCAGAAAAGCUGCUUAUCUGUUACCCUUUCUGGGUGUUGUUAAAUGUCAUGAUUUUUAAAAGAAAUUUGAAGAAUAAAUUUGCCUUCCUAGCAGGCUCAAAUGUGAUUCUGUGGUUUUAGUUGUCUCUUCCCAUUACGUAUUUUGUAUGGAUAUUUAGAACAGUAAAGAAGACUUAACUAUGUCUAACCAAUUGUGGACUUUCUACAAUAUCUCAGCAAAUGAUAACCCACUCACCAAAACUGAGCACACUAUUUGAAGAAAAAUUAAACUUUUUAAGUAAGUGUGGUAAUUUUGGUAUCUGGCUAGGGACUCAAAGCAUGAUAAAUUGCUUUUAUUCUACUUGCCUCUGAAGAAUCACUUUUCAGUGUCUUGUUGGUAAAGAAACCCCAAGGUCCUACAAAAUCAGUCGUUUGAGGAGUAAUGGUAAAUGAGAUGUUCUUAUGGUCCUGUGGCUACCUGGAUUAAGAACCAUUUCCUUUCUCAUUUUAUAAUGUAACUUUGAUUUUCAGU